GCCGAGAUAUCCCCAUUGCGGUUAGGCAAAGCCAGGCAAAAGGUCCCUUAGUAGCACAGGCAGAACAACGUCGGCGAAAAACAACGGCGCGCACAAAACACUGCGGCACUCCACAGCGACAUCGAAAGGGAGACCUCGAAGGCAUGCAGGGGUUGCUAAGCGCCGGCAGAGAAGGAGGCGCGCGCCUUUUGCUCGCGCUCUUCCUGCAACUGCAGUUGAGUGCCAGUACAUGUCCCUGCCAGGAUCCUUCGCUCUGCAACCCCAUCUCGGGCAGCAAGGACUUUGAGGUCUUUGUGUUUGAUGUCGGGGGAAAGACCUGGAAGUUCUACGACUGGUCACAAAUUACUACAGUGGCAACAUUUGGAAAAUAUGACCCUGAGCUUAUGUGUUAUGCUCAUUCAAAAGGAGCCAGGGUUGUUUUGAAAGGGGAUGUAUCUGUGAAGGAAAUUGUUGAUCCUUUUGUCAGAGCAGCCUGGAUAGGCCAACAGAUAGAUCUGGCCAAAAAGCAGUAUAUGGAUGGGAUCAAUAUAGACAUUGAGCAAGAGGUUAAUAAGAGUUCUGCUGAAUACUAUGCUUUAACAGCUUUGGUUAAAGAAACAACAGAAGCUUUUCACAAAGAAAUUCCAGGAUCACAGGUAACUUUUGAUGUAGCUUGGUCUCCAGAAUGCAUAGACAAAAGAUGUUACAACUACAGUGGAAUUGCUGAUUCCUGUGAUUUUGUAUUUGUGAUGUCUUAUGAUGAACAGAGUCAAGUAUGGACAGAAUGCAUAGCUGGAGCCAAUGCUCCAUACAACCAGACCUUAGCUGGUUAUGACGACUACCUUGACUUGGGCAUUAAUCCAAAGAAGCUUGUAAUGGGCGUUCCCUGGUAUGGCUAUGAUUAUACCUGUCUACAUUUAUCCAUGGCUCAUGUUUGUUCCAUUGAAAAAAUCGCUUUCCGAGGGGCUCCAUGCAGUGAUGCAGCUGGACGUCAGUUCCCCUAUAGCGUAAUAAUGAACCAAGCAAAUAGUUCUAUUUCUGGGAUUCUGUGGAAUGAGGAACAGAAAGCCCCAUAUUUUGAAUACAAAGAUUCACAUAAUGCUUCUCAUCAAGUAUGGUUUGACAAUCCCCGGAGCAUUUCUCUGAAGGCAGCCUAUGUGAAAGAACAUGGUUUAAGGGGUAUCGGUAUGUGGAACGGGAAUUGCCUUGACUAUUCUGGAGGCUCUGUAGCACGAAAGCAGACAGAAGCAAUGUGGGAGGCCUUGAAACCAAAGUGACUGCAUAAAGAUGUGACUGUGGACAGUACCAUUUAGGAUGUAUAAUUCUUUCUUUUUUUAAACAUGUCUUUUGAAAAAUAUUAUAACAAAUACAAUUAAUUUUAAACUUUUUGUUUAAAAUUGUAUUUAAAUGUAAUUAAUAAAUGUCCAAAUGGGGGCGGGGGAGGAAAAAAUGUCUUUUCUGACUAUCAGUUGGUUGUUAAUUAAGAUUGCAAUCCUAUGUACAUUUGGGGCAGUGGGAAGUAAGCUUUACUGAACACAGUGAGACUUAUUUCUACAUAAACAUACAUAGGACAGCACUGUUACUUUAUUUUCUUAAUAGGUAUAGAGUAACAAUUAAAUGCACAAAAAACGUGAAAUGUAACUGAAUUUUGCCAUACCCUUCUUUCAUUGCAUUAUUUUCACAUUAAAAAAAAUCCUGUCUCAACA
This is a messenger RNA of Hemicordylus capensis (graceful crag lizard), 1685 nucleotides long. RefSeq names its product chitobiase (gene CTBS). Gene Ontology annotation, biological process: carbohydrate metabolic process; chitin catabolic process. Gene Ontology annotation, molecular function: chitinase activity; chitin binding. Gene Ontology annotation, cellular component: extracellular region. The record is from RefSeq and is a predicted model, not a curated record. The transcript is spliced from 7 exons. NCBI's taxonomy places the organism in Eukaryota, Metazoa, Chordata, Lepidosauria, Squamata, Cordylidae. Bases 144 to 1256 code for a protein of 370 amino acids.